UAAGAAGCCAGGACCUAAUCUUCCCCUUUAGAUUGCUUUGCUGGUUCCUGGGGAGGGGAGGGUGGGGGAUCAGUCCCUCGAGGAUCACGUACACUUUGGGAAGGCCAUGCACAGGAAAGUCGGAGGUGAAAGUAAUUGAAUCCCUGAAGUAUUUCCCCUCACAGAGAGAGCGAGGUUGACUUUACAUUUGGACUCCACGCGAUGCAUGUGAAGGUGUUUUCCCUGCUCAUUCUCUUAAGAACCACUUCAUAUUUGGUUGCCCACGGCCAAUACCCAGAAGUAGUUAUAACUGACCCCAGUGAUGGCAUUAUCAAGGAAGGGCAGUGGUUCACUCUGAAGUGUCGGUACAGGAACACAUAUAUAAAGGCUUCCUGGUAUAAAAACAACAAUUAUGAUGUUAAAUCUAGUGAAUUUAACAAAAGAGCUGACAGGAAAACCGGAGGCUCUUACCAGUGUCAAAGAGACAACUUUUGGAGCCGAACCUCAAGAAGUAAACCUUUGGAAGUGGUGACGAUUGCUUCCGAUGUGAUGUUGACCGUGCAAGUCCAUUCAAGUACCCUGCUGCUUGGUGAGAUGUCUGUUCUGAAAUGCUCCAGGCAUCCCUGGGGAUUUGAGAGAGAUUACACUUCCCUUUGGUAUCGAAACAAUUCCUUAAUUGAAGGAGAACAUGAACCUGAGUACACGAUAGCAAGUGCGAAACUUUCAGAUGGAGCAACUUAUCGAUGUGAACAGAGAUUGGGUUUCAGGAGGUGGAUCUCACAUGAUGAAAGCAUCAUUGUAAGAGAUCUCUGCUCUGAGCCAACACUGCAAGCAGACCCCAGUGUGGAACUAUUUGUUGGUGAACGCUUUAAGCUCGCCUGUUUGGCUGAACCCUUUCACGAUGAUCACUCCCUGUUGUAUGUAUUUUACAAAAAUGGGGAAUCUCUCAAUUUCCCUUCAGAGAAGAGCAGUUACACAACAGAGGAGGCAACAUUGGACCAUUCAGGAACUUACCAAUGUGAAGUCAAGACUCGAGACAGUAAACUGAGGAAAAAGAGUAAUAUAGUUCCCAUUUCAAUCAAACGCAUCCCUGUGUCAGUUCCAGACCUGAGUAUCCACCCUGGCAACGAGGUAGUGGAGGGAGACAGCACCUCAUUAAACUGCUCUGUGACCAGAGGUUCGACUCCAAUUCAAUAUAUUUUCUACAGAGAUGGCAAGGAGAUUUACUGGGAGUAUUCCAACCACAGCAGAACCAUACACACAUUCAUCAACGCCAGCAAAAGACAAGAAGGCUAUUACCACUGUGCUGUUUCUAACCAGGAAGGAGAGUCUCUCCAGUAUAGCAAAGCCAUUGCUGUUUCAGUGAUUGUUCCUGUUGCCGGGGUUUUCCUUAGCCCCAAUGCCAAUAAAACAGAGGUUCCGAUUGGGAGUCGUCUUGUUCUCAAGUGUGUAUUAAGCCAAGGCACAGGACCCUACUUUCAGUGGUACUUCCAACAGAAAGCCUUAAACAAUGCCAGCGAGAAUUACAACUUUAGCUCGGACAGGAGAGAGCUGGCAAUUGAAUCCUUCCAGGCCCAUCUCCAAGGUCGAUACCAGUGUGCCGUGAUCAACAGGGGUCCCGGCGGAAUGAUAUUUAAUGUGACCAGUAAUUCCAUCAACCUCAUGGUGCCAGGAAAUCCCUCUCUGAAACCAGCACAGGCACACAGCGCCGAGAUGGCAGCACUUAUUGUCCCACUGUUUCUGAUCCUUUCUCUCCUCGCAUUGCUUCCCAUCAAACUACGGAACAGGAAACAAGCUGAUUCUUCCAGCAGAUCCCAGCAGCAGAGAGAGGUGAUGGGAAAUCGAGCUGAGGACGUGACUGAAGACAGGCGCACAAGAAAUUUCGAUUAUGCAGAGAUUGGGCCAAGUCGACUGAAUAUGACGAGCUGUGCUGGAACCGUGUACAGUUCAGUAACAAACACAGGGAUGCACGACGUUGAUACCAAGACGGAUGGUGGUUUGGUGUACUCGGUCAUCACUAUCCCAAAGCCAAGAAACACUGCUCACUGUGAUGUUGCAUCAGGCGGGAAACACGCUGACCAAGCAGACCAGCAACCAUCCUGCAUCACAUACGCCACACUGAGGCACACAGAUAUGCGAGGGGAUGAGGAACCAGGUCAAGGUGAAGAGGGAAACGUUUAUGCCAAUCUUCCGCGGACAUUGUGAGACAGCACAGAAGAAUCCCUUCAAUGCCUCACAAAUUGAUGGAUAGCAAUUGUUCCUUCCAGCAAAUAAGGGGGAGAAGGAAGAGAGGACAGAGGAGCGUCAGGUUUCUGCAGCUGAGAAAUGGCUAAGCUUUGUUUCCAUUCACUCAGCCUGACAUCACUUCUAAACAUGAACUUGCCUUGAGAAUCUAUUUGAAUAUCAAUCUCUCACAUAACGUUGAGUGGGUCAAUCUCUUCUGCUGCAGCAUGAUCUGACCCUUGAUGGCAGGGAUUUGAGAUUUUGUGCUGUACAUUCCUAACUUGAGUAUCCAUUUGAUCUCCUGGUGAGUGAAUCAGGGCAGAUGAGCCAAUGAAUUGAAUCUACUCUGCAUUUAUUUUUUAAUUGUGGUGAGCUAUUUUUAGAGGUAUGAUUAUUCUCCAGCCUAAUCCACAUCACCCUCUAACUUCAUCAUUUUCAAACAUAUAUCCAGCUCUCCCUUCAUACCUCAUAUGGAAUCCACCUCCACCACUCUCCCAGGCAGCGCAUUCCAAAUCCUAACAAUGCUCCGAGUGAAGAUGUUUCUCCUCAUCUCACUCCUAGCUGUCUUGGUGACAAACUUGAAAUUCUGACCCCUGGUUACUGACAUAGUGGAAACAGAGUAUUCUACAUUACCCUCUCAAAAUUCUUCAUAAUUUUGAACACCCCCAUUUGUGUCCUCUUUUAAUCUUCUCUGCUCCAGGGAGAGUAAGCCUGGUUUCAUUAAUCUUUCUUUGAACAUAAAAUCCUUCAUUCCUGCUAUCAUUCUAGUAAUCUCCUUUAAACCAUUUCCAGAGUGUUCUUCCUUAAAUAAGGUGCCCAGAACAGAACACAAAUGUAGCCUAUGCAAUGUGGUCUUAGCAAUGAUUUGUAGAGGUGUAGCAUUACUUCCUUGCUUUGAGACUCAAUGCCUCUAUUUUUAAACUCAAAGAUCCUUUGAACCUGCUUCACAACUGUUACAACUGGCCUGGCCACCUUCAGAGAACAAUGCACAUGAACCCCAAGAUAUCUCUGUUCCAAUUUUCCCUUUAAAGCUGUUUCAUUGAGCUUGUAUUGUUUCUUUGUAUUUUUCUUUGCAAUAUGCAUAAGCACAUAUUUUUCUGCAUUGGCAUUUAUCUGGCAGGUUUCUGCCCAUUUGGCCAAUUUGCCAAUGUCCCUCUGAAGUAACUCAGUAUCAUCCUCACAAUUCACUCUUCUCCCUGACUUAGUAUCAUCUGCACAUUUAGAGAUUUUAUCCUCAAUACCCAACUCGAAACCAUUGCUAAAAUCAAUAUAUUUAUCGACACAUACCUGUCAGUUUCUCUUAUGUAAAUGUAUGACUAUUUACCAGCCUGUAUCUGUUAGUUUCUGCUGAGAAUUGAGAGUGACAACAUUAAUCUGUAUCUGUCAGUUUCUGUUGUGUGAAUAUGAAUCCAGCUCCCAGUCAAUGCCUCUGUUUCUGCCUUCUCAUUAUAUAAAUGUACUUAUCAAAGUACACCUGUCAGUUCCUGCUGGGUGAACGUGCGAGUGGGGUUCUGCUCUGUAAAUAGCAGAGUCUAGUUAACAGACUAUACUUGUCAGUUUCUGCUCUGUGAAACUGGGAGUGUAGUUAUCAUUGUGUAUGUCCGUUUUAGCUUUGAGAAUGAGGGUGAAGUUAUUCAUCUCUCCCUGACAGUUCCUGCAAUGCGAAUGCAUGACUGACAUUAGCAGAAACCAAGAGAGACUGAUAACUACAGUCACACCUUUACAUUGUAGUCAAUGUGUUGUCAUCAUUUGUGUGUUUCUGCAAUAUGAACAAGUGGGUGUAGUUAUCAAUCUGUACGUGUCAGUUUCUCCUCAUGUGUCAAAAUGGCUAAGUCUCUGAAGGCCAGUAUUAUUCUCUGUGACUGUAAGAAAAGGCUGGGUCGUAAUCUUUUCUGCAUUAUGUGAUUUAUGAGUUGAGUGUCAGUCCGUGUGGUAGGUGAGGGGGGUGAGGAAGUUCAGGACAUGGGGUGAUAACAGGAGGGGAACUGCUUUAUUCUGAGAACCAUUGUGACUAAUGGUCACAUAUUUCCUAUUUGGUCAGACAGCCUGAGAUCUGUGGUACCACUGAUUAAACUGCUUGUUUCUCACCAAAAUCAGAAUCACAGAUAUGGUACAGCAUAGGAGCAGACCAUUCAGCCCACUGUCUCUGUACUGGGAAUUUUUUAUGCAUCAGUUCCGCAGUAAUUGUUAGGAAUGUGAACUUCAUCUAUUCAUUGUCAGCGUCUAUUUGUAAGGCCAAUAUGACAUUAGUUCUGUGGAUAUCUGGCUUUUCAUAAUGAUAGUGGCGGUUUUGAUAUGUUUCCCACAGUCUCAGGGCGAGUACAUGGAUCUCAUUCUCGUAUGUUCAGUUGUGGUUUGUGUCGGAGUAGUAAACUCUGUCAAACUCUUUUCAAUUGCACUGAACUGCAUUGCAUUUCAGUCUCAGUUUGUUUUUACAUUGUGCAUGAGGUUGAGUGCGCAGUAGAAUCUAUCUGUCACUACUGGGCACUGUAAUAGUCCAAUAUCUUCAGGUGUAAUCAGAGAUUUUGAGAGUCAGUUCAUAUCUGGAAAUUACUGUGAGGCCGUACUUCAUUCUUUUCCUUUUAGCAUCCACUGGCUGUGUGUGAGUGAGUUUUCCCUUGUGCUGCCAGUCUGUAUCUCAGUUCCCGUCUCCUGUAGUGAAUGGGAAACCACCGAAGAUCUUUAAUUGUUGGUGCCUGUGGGAAUCAUGUGCAAGUGAAAGGCAACACACUGCUACAGAAGGGACUCUGUGCUGUUCCUCAGAUUCAAGACUGGAAACACAAUGGGCCUUUGUAACUUAUAUAGUGUAGAGUUGAACAGGGAUUAAUGAUAUAAAGUGUUGACUGUCAGAAUAACAUCCGUUUCUUUUUCAGUGUGUAGUGAUAUGCUUUUCUGAGUAAUGCUAAAGUAGCAAUCAGUGUAAACUGUGAAAGCCAAUGGCAGUGAACAAUUCAACUGCAUUGCAGCGGCCUGACCACACAGUGUCGCUUGGACAGAAAAGACAAACGGGGAACUUAUUCCCUGAUGUAGACAGGACAUGACCCUGCUCUGUGCCGUGAUGGUGGAAGCAAUUACUGGUACUCUUGUGUUGUUCUAUGGGAGGGAAGUGGAAAGGAAAAGGAAGUUUAUUUUCUGUCUUGCAGUGCAGCAGAUUUAAAGUGUGAAGCACAAUUUAUUGAACAAUCAACACUGUUCAACUCUGCUUUGAAACAAAAUUAGUGUUUCACAAACCUACCAAGCAAACCAAUUUUGUCUAUUUUUAUUUUGUGCACUGCUUCGAAAGGUAACCACUUGAUUAAACUGAUUUAUUGUGAAAAUUGAAUUCAGAUAUCUUGGUAUUUCUCUGCAAUACAUUCUAGGGAGGGCCAGGAGGAAUGUCAGGCUCUUUAUAGAAAAUUGAGAUUAAUUUUGAAAGAGGUACUCGAGGUUUCUUGCUGGACUGAAAAAGACAAAGCAAAUUCUAAUCCUGAAAGGUGAAGAAAAGGAGAAUGAUGUUGCGAUAAAGGUGGGGAUGGCAGCUUCUCUGCUGCUAUCAUACAUUUAUGUGAAUGAAAUGUUGAAUGAACGGGAUGAGAAUUCUCGGUGCAGACUCAAUAAUGUGAAGGACUGCAGGCCUCUCUGGCAAUGGUUCUGUGAGUAGAAAUCAUUCCAGAUGUGACAGUUGCUGUUGCUUGCAAUGUGUAUGGUACUACAUGGCUAUUAUAUGUUGGAGCAGUAUAUGUAUUUGACUGUGAGAGAGAGGGGAGGGUGCAAGAGAGGGAGUGAGAGUGUAUAUUAACAAUUCUCUCGACGUCAGGCUUUGGCACAGCACGUGCAUUUAGAAUUCACAUUAUUUAAGUGUUGUGACUAUGUAGGUGACAAAUAUUCAUUAGAAUAAUAAUUAAUUUUUUUGUUACUGCUAACUGAAAUGUUUGCUUCAACAUCUGCACUCCAUAUCUACUUCCCAUGUGGUUGGUCAAACUAGCAGCAUCAUCCAUUUGUUCACCUUGACUGAAAUGCUAAAAGUACCCUUACUAAAUGCAGAUUUCAUGCAGUUCCUGAGUAAAUAUUUUGGAUGAGGAUUCAGUCUGUCAUUCCUCAAAAGUUUUUGACAAUGUGAGUAGUGAAAUUGUUUGGAACUGGGUGGCUGGAAGUGACAGUCCAGAUAAAAGAUAUACACUGGUAUUUCCUCAAUGGUGUUUGACUCUUGGUUAGAACACAUCUCUCUGGAAAUUGCAUUCAAUGUGUGAGAUUGAAUCUGCGAUCACUGUGGCUAGGAUAUUCUAUGCUCUGACAGUGUAACAUACCUGGUGGUUGUUGUAAGAUGCUGGUCACAAUUGGCUUUGUACUGAAGAAACACUAAACUGUCCUGGUCCUUCAAGUAUUUGCCUGGAGGAAGAAGGGUUACCUCCUGUAAACUAACAUCAGCCAAGAUCGGCAAUAUUAAACUGAUCAAUGUGAUAUUCAGUUAAUUAUUCAUUAGGAUUGUUUGUUCAGAGCCAGCUAUUUGAACAGAACCAGGGUCUGAUUCUACUCCUACCCUGAGCUGCUCCUUACUUAUUUUUUUUCUGAAAACUCUAAUACAUAGUUCAGAGAGAUCCAAAAACUAACCAACACUGAUACAGCUGCAUGAGUGGGACUACUUGAUCCUACUGGGUAUAUGGAUAUGUGAGUUUAGUUAUCGAUAUAUAUCUGUCAGUUCCCGCUUGUUGAAUGUGUGAGUGUAGUUCCAGAUUUGUACCUGUCAGUAUAUGCUCUGUUAAUUUUUAAAAUAAUUUCACAUACAGUGAGAUACAGUGAAAUGCUCUGUUUCCGAGCAGUACAGCCAGAUCACAGUAAGCAAGGAUGUACAGAUCAAAACAACAUAGACAGAGGCAUGCAGGUUACAUUUCACAGGGUACGCACUUGGAGAGAUCAACAUUAGUGAAGUCUAAAGAGUCCACUUUUCCACACUGUAGGUAAUCUAAUCUCAUCAAUUUAAUAACAACCAGGAAAAAG
Molecule: messenger RNA, 7179 nt
Organism: Stegostoma tigrinum
Lineage: Eukaryota; Metazoa; Chordata; Chondrichthyes; Orectolobiformes; Stegostomatidae
Product: Fc receptor-like protein 4
Exons: 15
Coding region: 202-2184 (660 amino acids)
Biological process (GO): cell surface receptor signaling pathway
Molecular function (GO): transmembrane signaling receptor activity
Source: RefSeq, a predicted model, not a curated record